GUACAGAUCUAAGUUCACCGUCGUGCAGUGAAUAGUUAAGCUAGCUUGCUUUGUGUUUGAUUCUUUGCCAUCGUCAAUGUAGCCAAGCAUCCAGCACGUGCAACUUUUCCAGUGAUACAUCGUAGCGUGAUAAUCGUAAACGAUGCUUGUAGCAAAUGUCAAUUAACCAGAGUCAAUGUUACUAAAUUGCCGGAAAGGAUCAAAAUUUAAACGUUUAUUUUUUAAUUUACUUAAGUUACUUUAAAAAAAGCAGUGUAUUCAGCCCCUGUCUAUUUUCUUUCUGCUGCAACGCAGCGUUUUUAAUUAAAUUAAUUGCUGUCAAUUAUGUCACAAGUCUCCGUUAGGAGGGUUUUUUAGGCAUAUGCUUUUUGCACCCAGAUGUCAGUAACCAGCAAUGCUAUUUGCACCCGGGAUGGGGAGAAAAAAGAAGACAUUGCACGACUAUGCUGCCGAGUUCAACGAUCUGGGAGUUAAGAGGCAGCUGGUGGAGCAGCACAACUCCGGAGAAAGGACCGUACUGGAAAUACUGUACUGUAAAUCAUGCGAGAUCCCGGUGAGAGUCCGCAGAGACCGGAUACUCGAGCACCUGGCUUCGGCCAGACAUUUCAGGAACAGACGACUCGCAAAGCUGUGGGACCGCAAGCCCAGUCACCUGUCACCAGAAGUGGAGGCACCGCCAGGUUCGCCGGGGGAGUCGGACUCCACGUCUCCUCUGGCCUUGCAGUCCAAGCUCAUCUUGGCUGGGAACUGCUGCUCCUCUUCCAGCCUGGUGUCCCGCUCCUGUCCCCCCUCUCAGUCAGCUUCUGGGGUUUGCUCUGGUGGGAGCCCCAAGGGGAAGGGUGUGGUCACCCCAUCGGUCUCCGCCCCCCGGACUUGUGGCUUGGGGCUUCAGGCAUCGGGCCCAAGGCCCCGGCUGCUGCCCCCGGAUGUGGCCCGGCCUGCUUUCGGGGGAUGGAAGCCAGGUGGCUUUGGUACCGGACUGGCAGUGUUCGGCGCUGGAUCUGGCAGCACAGCCCUGUGCCGCAGCCUGCUGGAGGAGAGCCGCUGCCAGCUGUUGUAUGUGGUGGAUGACCAGCGCCGGGAAGUGGAAGGUCUCUUCAGCCAGGAGCGACUGGCCCACACCAUGCUGCUGCGCGCCGCGGAUGCAGACGUCGUGCUGAGUGACCCGCGGGUUACAGGAGUCAUCGUCUGCUCUCCACCGAACGAGGCCUCGGCAAUUGUCCUUCGUGCCUUACGUGCAGGAAAAGGUGUGUUUUGCGAAAGGCUGCCCAGUUUAGACAGGAACAUCGCCGAGUCUUGUUUCGACGAAGCGGACCGGCGAGGAAGACCACUUGUGUGCGGCUUUUACAAACGCUUUGACCCAGCCCUGCAGUACUUAUACAAGCGAGUGAAUGAGAACGACAGUCUUGGUAGGAUACAGAAGAUUUCAGCUGUGAGUCGCCUGUAUCCUCAGCCCUCUGUCGCCGCUAUCAGAUCAUCUGGCGGAAUCUUUCACGGAGUGGCUGUGCAUGACAUCGACAUCAUCUGCUGGAUGCUGGGGGAGACGAUCCCAGACACCGUCUUUUCGCUGGGCCAUGCGUUCUGUGCAGAGCUGGCUUCCCUCAAUGACGCCGAUGCUGUUUCUGUCAGCAUGAAGUUCCCCAGUGGCGCCAUCGCAUCCCUGGACGUGAGCCAGCACUGCAACAAGAGCUGCGACCAGAGACUCGAAGUGUACGGCUCCGAGGGAUCCCUGCAGAUGGAGAACAGGAAUCCGCUGGGCAUCUCCGAUCACAGCCGUUCGCCAGGCCCCUGCCCCCAGAGCGCCGCCGACCGCUUCCGGGACGCCCACGGAGAACUGCUGCGGCAUUUCCUCCGCACACUCCGAGGACGGGAGGCACCGUUCUUCAGCAAAGAGCAGUACCUGUGGACGGUGCAGGUGGCGGCGGCCGCGGAGCAGUCCUGGAAGAACGGCUCUGCCGUGGACCUGCGCCACAUGGCAGCCAACAGCACCACCACCAUCAAGACUGAGGCGUGACACGUCACCUUCAUGGGGUGAUUCGUUUUCACUCAGCGUCACCUGGACUGUCGCUCUCUUUGGCUCACAUUUCUCCUCCCUCUCGCCCUGUUUGACAGUAAACGCUCCGUCUCGCAGUAAGUUUAUCGGGUCUAUAAGCGGGGUCAGGUGCAAUAGGAGCCAGACUGAUGGUCUGUUGCAAGUCAUCGUUUCGAAAGCUGAUUUCAUCCCGCUCGAGCUAAGGAGGGACGAAGGCCUAGAGAUCCGUCCUUUAGAAAUAUAUACCAGCUCUAUGCUUUAUCAGUUUAGGAUCACGCUGGGCAUGUGGUCGGUUAUUAGAGGAUCACCAGUGAUACUCUACCUGCACUAAGAAUAUAGUGACGGUGUGCGUUUUCCAAAUAAUCCAAAUUUGUUUUUAGAAAAUAGUCAUGAAAAAAACUCACUAGGAGUAGAGUUUGUAGCAGAUCCACAUUUGGGUAAUUUAACUGAAGUCUUAUUAAGGCUUGUCUUCCAAACGUACUAUUGUAACUGUGACAUUAUGCUCCGAAGACGUACUGUGUUCCGGUGACUGUUCUGGUGCUAUCUCCCUGUGCUUUUGUGACAUAUAUGUACAUAUAAUUACACUUCUCCAGUUUUGUUAUAUUUAGUUCUUUAGUUUGUUUUUCUUCUGAAGAAUUCAUCAGUAUAAAAAUAUGGCUCCGAGGUUGUGUCCCUGCCAGAGGCGCUCGGUGGGAUUGUGAAGGUAAACAUAUAAACUUAGUGUGGAGUGAAUUUCACACACUUUAUUCCAGGUAGGAGGUUAGAAAGCACGUUUCACCAUGAUGCUUUUGCAGUCGCAGGGGAAGUUUGAAGCGAAUCAUAUCCUCGACAAACAGUACAGAACUACUGCUGUCUGUCAUGGGCAGACAUGGGCUCGCAACCUGCUAGCUGCCAGUUCAAAUGCCGGCAGGUAUCUUGAUGUUGUACCCUUGAGCAAAGUUAACUAAGGCAAAAUGCUGCAGUCAUCGUUCUCCAAAACACUCUCUCCACAUUCAUCCUCCAAAAAACAUCACAACACACUGCGGCUCCCACACACUUCUCUCGAUACACUCUCUUCCCUUCUCUCACACCGCUCCCUUCACCGCAGCUCCCGCCCGACACACACGCUACCCUAACCCUGUGCCAAAGUGACAUUUGAUAAGUUGCUUUGAUUUGUGGAUACCAGCACAGAUCAAAUAUCAUUAACUGUAAAAAAUAUGAAAUGGCAUGAUUAUUCUAUAGCGAAAAGCAGGACUGCUGGAGCCUGUCUGUGAAGCAAUACAUCCACGACUGGCCGUGAGACAACGCUGUAAAAAUAAGCCACGUCCUCUCUACCUAAAAUGGGAGAGAAAACUUACAAUGUUGUACAGCUCUGAAGAUGAAACCGAAAUCUAAAAUCUUAAGAUUAUCAUUUAAUACUGCAUUUAUGAGUAACAUUUCAUUUGAUUCCUUUGAUGUCUAACCAGCCAGGACAAUUACCAUCAACCCCGAAAGCUAGUGCUACCAUUUCUGAACAGAAAAUUUCAUGCAAAUAUAUACUUUCUCUAUCAGGUUUUUUUUUUUUUUUUUAUA
Molecule: messenger RNA, 3583 nt
Organism: Brienomyrus brachyistius
Lineage: Eukaryota; Metazoa; Chordata; Actinopteri; Osteoglossiformes; Mormyridae
Product: myo-inositol 2-dehydrogenase-like
Exons: 10
Coding region: 395-2014 (539 amino acids)
Biological process (GO): NADPH regeneration
Cellular component (GO): cytoplasm
Molecular function (GO): nucleotide binding; oxidoreductase activity
Source: RefSeq, a predicted model, not a curated record